Molecule: messenger RNA, 867 nt
Organism: Alexandromys fortis (reed vole)
Lineage: Eukaryota; Metazoa; Chordata; Mammalia; Rodentia; Cricetidae
Gene: Fkbp1a
Product: FKBP prolyl isomerase 1A
Exons: 5
Coding region: 164-490 (108 amino acids)
Biological process (GO): regulation of ryanodine-sensitive calcium-release channel activity; protein peptidyl-prolyl isomerization
Cellular component (GO): sarcoplasmic reticulum membrane; cytoplasm
Molecular function (GO): peptidyl-prolyl cis-trans isomerase activity
Source: RefSeq, a predicted model, not a curated record
GUGCCGUGCCCUGCCGCGCGCGUGCGCAGGCGACACGCCGUGGGACGAAGCCGAGCCGCUGAACCGCCGCCAGGUCUGCUCCGGCUGCACGCCGCCCGCCGCACCGCCGCCCGCGUCCUUCUCCUCCUCCUCCUCCUCCUCCUCCUCCGCCAACGCCGCCGCCAUGGGAGUGCAGGUGGAGACCAUCUCUCCUGGAGACGGGCGCACCUUCCCGAAGCGCGGCCAGACCUGCGUGGUGCACUACACGGGGAUGCUUGAAGAUGGAAAGAAAUUUGAUUCCUCUCGGGACAGAAACAAGCCUUUUAAGUUUAUGCUAGGCAAGCAGGAGGUGAUCCGAGGCUGGGAAGAAGGGGUAGCCCAGAUGAGUGUGGGUCAGAGAGCCAAACUGACAAUCUCCCCAGAUUAUGCCUAUGGAGCGACUGGGCACCCAGGCAUCAUCCCACCACAUGCCACUCUGGUCUUCGAUGUGGAGCUUCUAAAACUGGAAUGACAGAAGUGGCCUCCUCCCUUAGCUCCUUGCACAUGGAACCCAGAGGCCACAGCCAGGGACUGAGUGAGGAUGCUUUUUGGAACCUCAUUGUGUUGUCAGCAUCGGGAGUGGGAGGGGCGGCCUCCUUCUGUUUUUAGCAAGCUAAACUUAAUGUUAGGUUACCAGGAGAAAAGCCAUAUGAACCACUCAUGGCAAGUCGACACAAGAAAGUUACUUGCCGGAAAACUGAGUCAAUUCAUCAGCUUUUUCCAGCUUUAAGAAGUUGCCUGGUUCAAGACCUCUCAGCUGCUCAGGACGGGACUUGACAUGAUAGAUAAUAUUGUGACUGUCCACGCAUAGAACAAUGAGUUACUGGAACUCACAGAUUUUCUGUCCCC